Molecule: messenger RNA, 979 nt
Organism: Hermetia illucens (black soldier fly)
Lineage: Eukaryota; Metazoa; Arthropoda; Insecta; Diptera; Stratiomyidae
Gene: Spf30
Product: survival of motor neuron-related-splicing factor 30
Exons: 1
Coding region: 117-836 (239 amino acids)
Biological process (GO): regulation of alternative mRNA splicing, via spliceosome; mRNA processing
Cellular component (GO): nucleus; precatalytic spliceosome; cytoplasm
Molecular function (GO): RNA binding
Source: RefSeq, a predicted model, not a curated record
AUUUAGUAGAUUACUUUCGCAAGCGUCAAGUCGAAAGCUGUCAUUGUCAUUGUUUCUAGUGUGUUUAGUUGAUAAAAGUAAUUUAGUCGCUAUAAUUCCGUUGACACCACCUCGACAUGGCUGAUGACCUGCAAAACUAUAAGCUUCAGUUGCAGCAAGUGGAAGCAGCUCUUCUAACGGAUCCGGAAAACACUGAAUUGCUGAAAUUAAAGAAAGAUCUUGAAGAGGUCAUCGAAUUGACACGCGAUCUAAUAAAAACUCAACUCGAGGAGCAGAAAAAGUCUUCAUACAUCGAGCCAGCAAGCACCACAGCGUAUUACGAUGAAAUCGAAGCAGCACUGAUAGCAGCGGAAAAACUAGUGGAGCCUUCUCGCGUUUGGAAAAUCGGAGACAAGUGCCAGGCCAAGUGGACCGAGGAUGGACAGUAUUACGAUGCCACAAUCGAAGGGAUCACAGCCUCAGGGGAAGUCAGUGUUAUCUUUGAAGCCUAUCAAAACCGCUCCACAACUACGCUGAAGGAGCUCAAGGAACGCGUUGUCCGCAAUGAAGUUUUCCCAUCGAAUAAGCGACACAGACCCAACCAGAAGGAAUACUUGAAGAAGCGGAAACAGAAGAAAUUGCAGCGCUUCAAGGAGAUCGAAGAGGAACGGGAGCAGGAUAAGAAUAAAUGGUUAAAUUUCACUAUGAAGAACUCCAAAAAGGCAGGGAUGAAGGUGAAAAGUAUAUUUGCAUCGCCAGACAAUGUCAAUGGACGUGUGGGCAUUGGAACUUGCGGAGUAGCUGGAAAACCAAUGACUGAAUUCACACACGGCGAGAAGUAUCGGAAAGGCGUAUAAGGGAAUAGCGAUCUAACUGAAUAUUAGUUAAACACAAGCUGCUCCUAUUUGUAAUAAGAAAAUCAUUUCGUUUUAUGCUAAUGUAACCGAGGAUUAUCUAAAAAUGAUCAAUAAAAAAUGGAAUCCGUUUGAUUGUAAGCACA